AUGCUGAUGCAGCCCCGGGGGCCGAUAGUGGUGCAUCCAUAUCCGGCAUGUGGUGCAGAGAUCGCGGGUCAAGCAAGAGGAGAUCCCGAUCUCCCUAGAAGAGUUGAGGCAAUCGCACAGCCUACAGCCACCCCUCAAGCGAUCCCCCAGCCCUCCCUGGGGCCGCGGUUGGAAGGACCUUCCAAGACCGAGCCCCGCGACACUCCGCCGCAUUCUUGGGCCGGCCCGUCAUCAGCGGUCACCCCCACGACUUCAGUCCCUGUCUUGCUAAUCUACUGGACAAUCAACACGGCCCUCUCCACCAUCGAGUUAAAAGUUCAGGUCGCCCUCAGUCUCCUCGAUGGCGAUGCUCAAGCCUGGGCCACUCCAAUCUUUGCCCAGCUAGCGGCCGUACAGAUCCAAGUCCAAGGAGCCACGACCCCGUUUGCCAAUGAAGCGGCCUUCCUCACGGCAUUCAAAGCCUGCUUCGGUAAUCUCGAUGAUACCGCUGCAGCACAGGUAGAGCUCACCAAACUCUGCGCCGACAAGUCCCUGCGCGAGAAGUGCACCGCUGCGGAAUUCUCCGCGUUAUUCAAGGGUCCGGUGGACCGCUCCGGGUAUGGCGACCUAGAGCUCCGCGACAAGUACCUUGGCGGCAUCCCCUCCCGCGUCUACCGCAAGGUCGAGCUCGAAGUGUUCAUCACGUGGCAAGAUGCCGACAAACGUGCCAACAAGGUCGAACAAAUCCUCGACAUCAGCCGGGCCCAACGGCCCAAGUUGAACAACUUCUUCUCGGCUCGAGGUCGAGGACGCGGUGGGGCAUGUGGUGGUGCACCCCAAUCGCACGGAGCUUCGGCCAGCAUCAAUGCGGCCGUCGGAAAAGGAAACUUCCCCGGCAGUUGUUAUGGCUGCGGGAAGCAAGGGUACUGA
Postia placenta MAD-698-R-SB12 is the source of this 909-nucleotide messenger RNA. RefSeq lists its product as hypothetical. The record is from RefSeq and is a predicted model, not a curated record. The transcript is spliced from 4 exons. Bases 1 to 909 code for a protein of 302 amino acids. Lineage: Eukaryota; Fungi; Basidiomycota; Agaricomycetes; Polyporales; Adustoporiaceae.